CUUUGCCUGGCUCUAGAGGGGACCGCUGACUAUUCUACAUUGCUGUGGUAUGAGGCGAGUUUUCAGCAAUGGAACUUUCCGAUUUUUUCCCCCUAGCGUCUUCCUAGCGUCUUUCUGCCAGAUCAUUCGCUCCUCUGUGGCCGUCGCCCGUCUGGUCCAUCUACCAGAGGACCCUUGAUUUUGAGUUCUCUUUCUCCGCCCCGCAAGCCUAACACUUUGCUUGCGGCUUCGCGCAAUACUCGCUCCGGGCCGUUGCACUUGGCCGCACAGUCCACUCCUUUCCCUCCAGGCUGCAGGUGGGCCGGAGGCGCGCGGGCUGGCGAGGGUGCCGGGCGCUCCUCGUCCCUGGGUGUCCCCUAGGUGGAAGUCGGCCCGGCGCGAGCGCUCGGUGCGCGUUCUGGGCCGUCUGCGCCUGGCGCGCGCCGCCAGCCCGCGCUCGCUCCCGUCCCUCCUCGCGCUCGCGGCGGCCCGGACAGCGCGCGCCGCCUCCCGCUCGUCCUCAGGCCGCCCCUGCCGGCCCUCGCGGCGCGCGCACCGUACCGGCCCAGGCUCCCCACUCGGGCCGGCCGGCUCGCGGGUUUGCUCGCCCCGCCCCCCAGUGCCGCAGCUGGGCGCUUGCGCGGGGCGCGUGGCCGUGGCCGGGGUCUCCGCCGCAGCCGGUGCCGCCGCCGCCGCCUCAGUCAGUCAGUCAGUCCCCAGCAAUGGCGGAAGGAGGUGAGCGAGAGGAACUGCUCUCGCCGUCGCCGGUCUCUCCGGCCAAGCGCCUGUGCUCUUGGCCCAGUCCGCAGGCUCACCACCCUCGCGGUUCGCCCGGGGCGGCCGGCGGCGGGGUGGGGGGCGUCGGCGGCAGCUGCCUAUCCCCGGGGGCCCGCCCCCACCUGCAGCCCGAGUCCUUGCUGGACUGCGCCGCCAAGACGGUAGCAGAAAAGUGGGCGUACGAACGGGUGGAGGAGCGCUUUGAGCGGAUCCCGGAGCCCGUGCAGCGCCGCAUCGUCUACUGGUCCUUCCCGCGGAAUGAGCGGGAGAUCUGCAUGUACUCCAGCUUCCAGUACCGCGGCGGCCCUGGCGCCGGCGCGGCUGGCGGCGCCGCGGGGGCUUCGCCGGCCGAGGAGGGGCCGCCGCCACCCCCCGGGGCCGCCGCUCCGGCCGGCUCCGCCCCCGGGGCCGCCGUGGCGGGGGCGUCCCCCGGACUGGGCUCUGGGGCUGGAGUGGCCGGCGGCGUUGGCGGCGAGGGGCUCCCGUUCCGCCGGGGCAUCCGUCUGCUGGACAGCGGCUCCGUGGAGAAUGUGCUGCAAGUCGGCUUCCAUCUCAGUGGCACAGUAACGGAACCAGCCACUACGUCUGAACCAGCAGUGACUUAUAAAGUUGCCAUCAGUUUUGAUCGAUGCAAAAUCACCUCAGUGACAUGUGGCUGUGGGAACAAAGACAUAUUCUACUGUGCUCAUGUGGUAGCACUCUCACUCUACAGGAUCCGUAGACCAGAUCAAGUCAAAUUGCGUCUUCCUAUCUCAGAAACCCUUUUCCAGAUGAAUAGGGACCAGCUACAAAAGUUUAUUCAAUAUUUAAUCACGGCACACCACACUGAAGUUCUUCCUACCGCACAGAAAUUGGCAGAUGAGAUUCUGUCCUCCAACUCUGAAAUCAACCAAGUAAAUGGUGCUCCUGACCCCACAGCUGGGGCCAGCAUUGAUGAUGAGAACUGUUGGCAUUUGGAUGAAGAACAGGUGAAAGAACAAGUGAAGCUCUUUCUCUCCCAGGGUGGUUACUAUGGCUCUGGAAAGCAACUCAAUUCAAUGUUUGCCAAGGUUCGAGAGAUGCUGCGGAUGAGAGAUUCCAAUGGAGCCAGGAUGCUGACACUAAUAACUGAACAGUUUAUGGCUGACCCACGACUCACACUGUGGAGGCAACAAGGAACAAGCAUGACAGAUAAAUGCAGGCAGCUCUGGGAUGAGCUAGGGGCCUUAUGGGUGUGCAUCAUUUUAAAUCCUCAUUGCAAGUUGGAAGAAAAAUCCUGUUGGCUGCAGCAACUGCAGAAAUGGAAUGACCUGGAUGUCUGUCCCCUGGAGGAUGGGAACUAUGGGCAUGAGCUGCCCAACAUCACCAAUGCACUUCCCCAGAAUGCCAGUCACAGUUCAGAUUCUUUAUCCAGACCAAGACGGACAGUGUUCACUAGAGCCAUCGAGGGCCGUGAAUUGCAUUGGCAGGACAGCCACUUACAGCGAAUCAUCAGCAGUGAUGUAUAUACAGCUCCUGCCUGCCAGCGGGAAAGUGAGAGGCUACUCUUUAAUUCCCAAGGCCAGCCACUGUGGCUUGAGCAUGUGCCUACAGCCUGUGCUCGGGUUGAUGCCCUGCGUUCCCAUGGUUACCCAAAAGAGGCCCUCAGACUCACAGUGGCCAUUAUCAAUACUCUCAGGUUGCAGCAGCAGCGCCAGCUGGAAAUCUACAAGCAUCAGAAGAAAGAACUGUUGCAGAGGGGAACCACAACCAUCACAAACCUAGAAGGCUGGGUGGGCCAUCCCCUGGAUCCAAUUGGCUGCCUGUUUCUCACCUUGACUGAGGCCUGCCGCCUGAAUGAUGAUGGCUAUCUGGAAGUGUCAGAUAUGAAUGAAAGCAGACCCCCUGUGUACCAGCAUGUGCCUGUGGCUGCAGGCUGCCCAAACAGCAGUGAGUCCUACCUGUCACUGGCCAUGGAAGUUGCUCUGAUGGGGAUGGGUCAACAGAGAGUGAUGCCUGAAGGCCUCUACGCACAGGACAAGGUGUGCCGUAAUGAGGAGCAACUCCUGAGUCGACUCCAGGAGCUGCAGCUGGAUGAUGAACUAGUGCAAACGCUGCAGAAACAGUGCAUCUUACUACUAGAAGGAGGCCCCUUCAGCGGUCUGGGAGAAGUCAUCCACCGAGAGAGUGUUCCCAUGCACACCUUUGCCAAGUAUUUGUUCUCAGCUCUGCUGCCUCAUGAUCCAGACCUGUCCUAUAAAUUAGCCUUACGUGCCAUGAGGUUACCUGUUCUAGAAAACUCAACUUCUGCAGGCGACACUUCCCACCCUCACCAUAUGGUAUCUGUGGUGCCCAGCCGUUACCCUCGCUGGUUCACGCUUGGACACUUGGAAUCACAGCAGUGUGAACUGGCCUCCACCAUGCUGACUGCUGCCAAAGGGGACACUCUGAGGCUCCGAACAAUCCUGGAAGCAAUACAGAAGCACAUCCAUUCUUCCUCCCUCAUCUUCAAACUGGCCCAAGAUGCAUUCAAGAUUGCUACUCCCACGGACAGUAGUACAGAUGGCACCCUGCUCAACGUGGCCUUGGAGCUGGGGCUACAGGUGAUGAGGAUGACCUUAUCAACCCUCAACUGGAGGCGCCGGGAGAUGGUGCGGUGGUUGGUAACCUGUGCUACAGAAGUGGGUGUGCGGGCCCUGGUGAGCAUCUUGCAGAGCUGGUACACACUCUUCACCCCCACCGAGGCUACCAGCAUUGUGGCUGCCACAGCUGUCUCCCACACCACCAUCCUGCGCCUCAGUCUUGACUAUCCACAGCGGGAGGAGCUGGCCAGCUGUGCUCGCACCCUGGCGCUGCAGUGCGCUAUGAAGGAUCCUCAGAGCUGCGCCCUGUCGGCCCUUACCCUCUGUGAGAAGGACCACAUCGCCUUCGAAGCAGCCUAUCAGAUCGCCAUUGAUGCUGCGGCUGGCGGCAUGACUCACUCACAGCUGUUCACCAUCGCCCGCUACAUGGAGCUCCGUGGCUACCCGCUACGUGCCUUCAAGCUGGCCUCACUGGCCAUGAGCCAUCUCAACCUGGCCUACAACCAAGACACCCACCCGGCCAUCAACGAUGUGCUCUGGGCCUGCGCCCUCAGCCACUCCCUGGGCAAGAAUGAGCUGGCGGCCCUCAUCCCCCUGGUGGUGAAGAGCGUGCACUGCGCCACAGUGCUUUCAGACAUCCUUCGGCGCUGCACCGUAACUGCUCCUGGACUGGCCGGCAUCCCAGGCCGCCGCAGCUCAGGAAAGCUCAUGUCCACUGACAAGGCUCCCCUGCGCCAGCUGCUGGAUGCCACCAUCAAUGCCUACAUCAACACCACACACUCUCGCCUGACGCAUAUCAGCCCUCGCCACUACGGAGAGUUCAUUGAGUUUCUGAGCAAGGCCCGGGAGACCUUCCUGCUACCGCAGGAUGGCCACCUGCAGUUUGCCCAGUUCAUCGACAACCUCAAACAGAUCUACAAAGGCAAGAAGAAGCUGAUGUUGCUGGUGCGAGAGCGCUUCGGCUGAGAAAGCAGACGGCUCGCUGCCAGGGCAGCCUGGGCUCCCAGGUAGCAUCAGGUCAGGCCACGGACACAAGCAUUUGUCCACCCUGAGAGGACUCUGAGCACCUAUGGCUGAAGCCAGAGGACCACAGGGCUAAGCAUGGGAGAGUCCAGCUCUAGCCAACAUGCCUGCCUGGGCAGGGUUCUCACAACAGCCGCCUGUUCCUGGAGGAGCAGGGCCCUGCAGACCGAUCAGCACCCACAACAUGCCACCUCAGGCCCUUGUAUCCUGCGUGUCCCGGGCAUUGCCCCUCUCUCCCUUGGCAAACACAGAACACUGUUCCGUCUCAGGGAUUGCGUAACCAGAGAAACAGAAGCGUUUAUGGUACUGUAAAUACUAUAGUCUGUGUGUUGCCAAUUAUGUUGUAAAGUUGUAACUAUUUAUAAUUCUGGUUCUAAUUUGAUGGGUACUUGAAGUAGCUGUGGGUGGGAAGAUAGGCUUGUUUUCUGAGGAGAUUCACAACCAUUUCUCAGGUUUCCCUUGCAGAGUAUAUUCUGUUGGCAGUGGAAGAUUGGGGGUGGCAGGGAGAAAAAUGGCCAGUUAAGAGGAAAUCUCAAGUCUAGUCUAUGCAGAAACCCCAGCCUGCAGAAGGGCAUUCAUAGCCCAGUAAUGGCUGAGGAGGCCCAGUCUGGACUUAGACUUUGACCUCACGAAGCCAUGAGGCCACAGAAGCUGUUGUUCUUGCCUGACACAGCCUCUCUAGGAGUCUGACGAGUUCCUGAGAAACAGGUGAAGGUGAAUAGGAGGCCACUGAGCUCAUAAUGUUCAUCUGCUCUGGACACCGUUGUGUUAGAGUAUCUGAUUUCAUCUCUAAGUGUGCGUAGAGAUCUGAGUGACUAAAUACGUGUGUCUGUGUGCAUAGGUAUAUCUGUGCGUGCCUGUAUGUGCACAUAUAUAUUCAUGUGUAUGUGUCAGGUCUGUGUGCUGGACGGUGGGUUUCUGUGUGAGGGUAUACACAUAUGUGAGCAUACUGUGGUACAUACCUGUGUGUCUGUUGCUGUUUGCUGAUGCAUGUUUAGUCCGUGUGUAUCUGGCCACACAUGAGUGCACAUGUAUAAAUGUUUGGUCUAUAUCUGUCUCUGUAUGUGUAACUGUGGUAUUUCCACAUGUAGGUUUGUCUGUGAAUUCAUGUUCUAGGAUCUGCAUGAAUGUGUCCCUUCUCUUUUUGCCAGAUCUCUCAUCCCCAUUCCUCUCUCGCGCCAGCUAAACAUGUUCCCCAUCUCUGUGGCUCCUGUACUCACCACUGUCACCCAACAAGCUUCUGAGCACUAAGCUCCCUCUGCCCCGAGUGGCUCCUUCAGCGCCACAUUUCUCUGCUUCCCCUGCACCUGCUUUCUUCCCCUGCCUUUCUACCUCAAGCUUCCUCUGCCCUCUUCUGCUACAGUCCCAUGGGUCACUGAUUUGGAGGCUGCGGCUGGAAUGCACUUGGCCUUUCCCUGUCUGACUAGUUUCUAGGCCAGGUGGACAACCCCUCUCUUAGCUCUGGCUGACCUCCACAGUGCGUCAUGUUCCUGCUACCUUCCUGCCCCCUCUCCUCAGCCUGGAAUUGUUGUAGGAGAUAGCACGGGCGUUCAGAAGAGUCAUUUAGAUGCCAGUGUCUUGGUGUUCACUGUUUCCUGUCUUAGUUCCCAAGUAGGGGGUGGGGUGUGAUAGGGAAGGGGUGGUCUAGCUAGAGUGUGAACUAAGAACCUGUCUGCUUUAGUUUCCUUUCUCUGACAAACUAUAUCACUUUUUUUUUCCUCCACACUGACCGAUAAGUUGUAUUUGCUGUUUGUGGCUACUCAAGUCUUACUGUUCCAUCAUGGGCCGUACAACCUCUCAGUCUGACAGGCUGGUUAAAAAAAGAAGAUACCACUCCCAUUUCUGUAUCACAAUUGCCAUUUUUUAGAAAGUAUGUGAACUCACAGCUUUUCUAUGAAUAAAUCACGGAUCACA
Cervus elaphus (red deer) is the source of this 6233-nucleotide messenger RNA. It is a transcript of the gene ZSWIM5, whose product is annotated as zinc finger SWIM-type containing 5. The coding region runs from base 702 to 4262 and encodes 1186 amino acids. Gene Ontology annotation, cellular component: Cul2-RING ubiquitin ligase complex. The record is from RefSeq and is a predicted model, not a curated record. NCBI's taxonomy places the organism in Eukaryota, Metazoa, Chordata, Mammalia, Artiodactyla, Cervidae. The transcript has 14 exons. Gene Ontology annotation, molecular function: zinc ion binding.